Messenger RNA from Trichomonas vaginalis G3, 222 nucleotides. Its product is annotated as clathrin adaptor protein. Bases 1 to 222 code for a protein of 73 amino acids. Lineage: Eukaryota; Parabasalia; Trichomonadida; Trichomonadidae. The transcript has a single exon. The record is from RefSeq and is a predicted model, not a curated record.
AUGGAUUCGAAAGAAAUGAAGAAUUUUCUUCAUAGUGUGUCAAAGCCUAACCAUCAUUCCAAUGUUAAAGCCAGAAUUCAAAAGGAAUUAACAGAAAUUAAGAAACAAUUUUUAAAAGAAGAUAACACUUCAUCGACUGUUCUCCUUCCUAUUGCAAAAUUAGCCUUUCUCACUAUUGUUGGUGUUAAUGUUGACUUCGAAGCUAAAGAAAUUAUGCGUUGA